Molecule: messenger RNA, 1228 nt
Organism: Branchiostoma belcheri (Belcher's lancelet)
Lineage: Eukaryota; Metazoa; Chordata; Leptocardii; Amphioxiformes; Branchiostomatidae
Product: cellular retinoic acid-binding protein 2-like
Exons: 4
Coding region: 154-567 (137 amino acids)
Biological process (GO): fatty acid transport
Cellular component (GO): cytosol; nucleus
Molecular function (GO): fatty acid binding
Source: RefSeq, a predicted model, not a curated record
AGUUCAGACGUGACGUGACGCCCCGGCGUACUUAUCGCACGUACGCGACUUUGUCAAGAUAAGUACUGGGUUCUGUCGCACCUGUGGCUACCUGAGGCGUCUGUCUACGUACCGUGCCGUGCUCGACAGGUAAGCGGACACCCGGCCCGAGCCAUGCCGUUUGAUCUGGCGGAGUUCAACGGUACCUGGCGGCUGAGCAGACAUGAGAACUACCGCGAGUUCCUGAGAAAGAUAGGAAUACCAGAAGAAUGUGUCGCAGGUGCACUGGAGGUAACAACGGAGGCGGAAGUGACGCAAGAAGAUGACGUCAUCACGUGGACCGGUACGACAGGUGCCCAGAAGGCAGUCAGCAGCUUCCGGUUAGGAGAAGAGUUCGAGGAGGAGCAUCUUGGCGGGAAAAAGAAGGUGAUGUACAGAUGGGAGGAGAACAGUCUGGUGUCCAGCUACCAGGACUGGGACGGCACGGGGUUAAAGGUCACCAUAACCAGACAACUACAAGGAGACACGCUAGACUUGACUAUGACUGCCGGUGACGUCACAUGUCACGUGCAGAGCGUGCGGUGCUGACGCCUGUUCAAGGUCAUCAUUCCGUUCGAAGGUCAAACAGGGUGAAAGGUCAGGUUCAUAGUGACUGUUCAGACCUCGUCUACUGAUAGCUAACAAUUGAACUUGUGCGCCAAAAGUUUACCGAAAGUAAGGAUUGAUCAUGAACUGAACUCUGGAAAAGUGUGGGGAAUUUGGAGACAUGGUUGUUGUACAAUAUGUAUUAAAAGACUAACGUUGUACUGUACCUACUAACGUAGGCUAGUCAGAACCAUCCAUAGUAAUGCAAUCAAAUGUUUAUAUAUACCUAAAUUCAUAUGAGUAAUUGCGUAUUGCUGUUGUGUUAAAUGUAUGUAUUAAUAUUACUAAAUCGUACAAACAAGCUUGCUAUGUCAUGAAGUAAACCACGCAAUGUACUUGUAUCUAUCUGUACAUACAAAUGUAUAUACGUAAUACAUGGUAUAUAUGAGAGAUAAAACUACGUACCCACCAUCUUCGACAAACGUUUAUAUCACAGCCAAAAUGUUAUUGGAUUUUGAUACUGUAAAUGUCGUGUAACCGUAUAGUGGGUGAUUCACGUAUAAUCGUGUUUUAUGUAAAUACUGCACAGUCGUGUAAUACUUGAUGUAAUUUCGAGUUGUUGAUAUAUCAAAAGCGAUCUAGAGUGGUCUUUAUAUUGACACAA